AGACUAAGCACACCAAGGUCUCUGCAGAGAACUACACCAGAGGACGAGAUCUCAAGGGACAGACAGUGACGUGAGGAUGAAGCUGGCCCUGUUUGCUAUCCUGCUGGUGAUCGUUGUGGUCCAGCCGCAAGGCACCAGUGGAUAUUACUGGAAACGUAGAAGUGCAACAGUCUAUGUGGACUGUGGCAGAGGCCUGCGUGGAGAUGGGAUUUUAGGCAAGACUGAUGGCUAUGUCAAGGUGAAAAUUGGCUGGAGGACCCUCAGUACCAAAGUCAUUAACAACAACAACAACCCCAACUGGUUUACGUAUUUGAGAUUCGGAACAACCUACUCCCGAAUUGGACAUGUGGAGAUCUGGGACAAAGACAGUGGAUUUUGGUGGAACAGGGAUGAUCUACUGGGAAGAUGCUACUUCUACAUGUACCCAGGACGCAGAACGCUCACCUGCAGGAUGAGACAUGGUUUUGUCAGGUUCUCCUACACUUAUGUUUAACCUACCUGAACCUACAUGAAGUAUCUACUAUUGGGAGAAAAUGGAGUGGAAUCUCAGAUAAAAUUAAUUUUCUUGAAAUGGGUGGUAAUCUAUUGUAUUUUACUGUCAUUUAUUAUGACCCUCUAUUUUGCCUGUGAGACACUAAAUUUAAAUCAAGUGAAAUGUCAUGAAGUCAUGAAAUAUGGACAGUAAACAGUAAAGCAAAAAGGGAUACUUAUGAUCAGCUGUGUUUAAUUCAAUUUUAAAUGUUUAACUUUUGAUUCUGAGAGCUAUCCUGUCUUUCUGUAACUUUGAUUGAAUAAAAUCAAUAUCAAGA
Molecule: messenger RNA, 809 nt
Organism: Myripristis murdjan (pinecone soldierfish)
Lineage: Eukaryota; Metazoa; Chordata; Actinopteri; Holocentriformes; Holocentridae
Product: perforin-1-like
Exons: 3
Coding region: 77-493 (138 amino acids)
Biological process (GO): T cell mediated cytotoxicity; defense response to virus; immunological synapse formation
Cellular component (GO): membrane
Molecular function (GO): wide pore channel activity
Source: RefSeq, a predicted model, not a curated record